AUGGCUAAAAGAAGUAAAAAGAAUAAUGUUACGUUGAAGGGAAUUAAUAACCCAAUACCGGCGGCAAUCGUUGGUGAGGUCACAAGCCACGUGUCGUCGAGAUCAAACGAUUGUGAUCCGGCUGUUCUAGGUGUGGAUGCCUUGGCACCUGCAGCGGCAAAUGAGCAUGUCAAGACUGGUGAAAAUCAGUCUCUGGCUGACAGGACUGUAGUUCUGGGAGGGGAUGACCUACACGGGACUCUAAGCGCUAUGCGCGAUAGCCUAGAGGAGCAAAGUAAGGAACUCUUCGAUCAAAGCGAUGUUAUUAUGGCCAACAACUAUAACGCAACGAACGGAAGCGGAAACGCCAAUUCAACACAUGAACGACGCCAGCAACAACCGAUUUUCUUGUGGUGGGGUCAACGAUUAUGGCAGGAGUUACGUGGCCGCAUACAUAUGCGUACCCCACCCGCCACAACACCCGAUGAUGAUAUGAAAACCCCCUCAGAUGGUGGCGGAGGUGGUGGUGCAGGUGGCACCGGCUUGGGUACGCCCCUCGAUGAUUCCGAGAAACGUAUUAUCUUCAUUAAUCGCCCACAGAUCCAGAAGUUCUGUAACAAUCAUAUAUCCACAGCAAAAUAUAGUUUUAUAAGUUUUCUGCCAUCGUUCCUGUUCGAACAGUUUCGAAGGUAUUCGAAUUGUUUUUUCCUGCUGAUUGCCUUGCUGCAACAGAUUCCCGAUGUGUCGCCAACGGGACGAUAUACCACAUUAGUGCCAUUGAUAUUUAUUUUGGCUGUGAGUGGUAUUAAGGAAAUUGUGGAGGACAUUAAGCGGCAUCGGGCCGAUAAUGAAAUCAAUCAUCGCACGGUGGAGAGGCUAAAAGAUGGCGCCUGGAUGACUGUGCGUUGGGAACAAUUGGCCGUGGGCGAUGUUGUGAAAAUUCCCAAUAAUACCUUUUUCCCAGCCGAUUUGAUAUUGCUGUCCUCGUCGGAGCCUCAGGCCAUGUGUUUUAUUGAGACCUCCAAUUUGGAUGGGGAAACAAAUUUGAAAAUACGCCAAGGAGUGCCAGCCACGGCAAGGUUGCUGGAGACCCGAGAUCUGGUCGAACUGGCUGGGGUAAUGGAAUGUGAGUUGCCGAAUCGUUUGCUAUACGAAUUCAAUGGGGUCUUGAAGGAACAUGAUAAACCGGCCGUGUCUCUAGGUCCGGAUCAGAUUUUACAACGUGGUGCAGUGCUGCGUAAUACCUCAUGGAUAUUUGGUAUGGUGGUCUACACGGGGCAUGAUACGAAAUUGAUGAAAAAUUCCACUUCGGCCCCGCUGAAAAGAUCCACCGUGGACCGAUUGACGAAUACCCAAAUUUUAAUGCUCUUUAUGAUCCUGCUGGUCUUGUGCCUGACCAGUGGCGUAUUCAAUUUCAUCUGGACCCGACAAUACUUCACAGCCGAUUGGUAUCUGGGCCUCGAUGAUUUCAAGAGUAAAAACUUUGGCUACAAUCUCCUCACCUUCUUCAUUCUCUUCAACAAUUUAAUACCCAUCUCGCUGCAAGUUACCCUGGAACUGGUGAGAUUUUUACAGGCUCAAUUUAUUAAUUGCGAUAUACAAAUGUAUCACGUGGAAUCGAAUACUCCAGCCAUGGCACGAACUUCGAAUUUAAAUGAAGAAUUGGGUAUGGUGAAAUAUAUAUUUUCGGAUAAAACAGGCACCCUGACCCGCAAUGAAAUGGUUUUUAAAAAAUGUUCCAUUGUUAGUGAAAUUUAUCCGACGGAGAACACCCCGGAGCAGAGUUUGGUGGUACAAAAUCUCCUUAGUAAACAUCAGGAUGCUGGGAUCAUUAGAGAAUUUUUGGUUUUACUUUCCGUGUGCCACACAGUGAUACCCGAAAAGAAUCCCGAUGGUUCAAUAACCUAUCAUGCCGCCAGUCCGGAUGAGCGGGCCCUGGUGGAUGGUGCCAAACAGUAUGGUUUUGUUUUUGAUACCCGCACGCCGCACUAUGUGGAAAUUAAUGCCCUGGGCCUGAGAGAGCGUUAUGAGAUUUUAAAUGUGCUGGAAUUUACCUCCACACGCAAGAGGAUGUCGGUGAUAUGUCGAACCCCAGAGGGGGAAAUAAAACUUUAUUGCAAGGGAGCCGAUUCGGUGAUCUAUGAACGUCUGGCCCAUGAGGGGAAAUCAUUUAGUGAUGUGACCUUGCAACACCUGGAAGAAUUUGCGGCAGAGGGUCUGCGAACCCUUUGCUGUGCUGUGGCCUCGAUACCCCAAGAUGUCUACGAUGAUUGGCAGGCCACCUAUCACAAAGCCUCCACCACCCUCAACGAUCGUGAACGUAAAAUGGAAGAAGCGGCGAAUUUAAUAGAAAACAACCUGCAUCUAUUGGGCGCCACUGCCAUUGAGGAUAAGCUACAAGAUGGGGUACCUGAAACAAUAGCCUCCCUCAUUGAGGCGGGGAUAAACAUCUGGGUCUUGACAGGGGAUAAACAAGAAACCGCCAUUAACAUUGGCCAUUCCUGUCGUCUCAUCUCCCCCUCCAUGGAUAUUGUCAUCCUGAACGAGGAAAGCCUCGAUGCCACCCGCGAAGUCAUACAUCGUCAUUCCAGUGAGCUACAGACUUCGAUAAAUAAAAACUGCAAUGUGGCCUUGAUCAUCGAUGGCAAGACGCUGAAAUAUGCCCUAAGCUGUGAUCUGCGAAGAGAAUUUCAGGAGUUGUGUACCAGCUGCCGCGUCGUGGUAUGCUGCCGCGUUUCACCCAUCCAAAAAGCCGAGGUGGUAGAACUCAUUACCACCACCACCAAGGCUGUGACCCUGGCCAUUGGUGACGGCGCCAACGAUGUGGCCAUGAUCCAAAAGGCCAAUGUCGGUGUUGGCAUCUCCGGGGUAGAGGGUCUACAGGCGGCCUGUGCCUCAGAUUAUUCAAUAGCCCAAUUCCGCUACUUAAAGCGUCUCCUGCUGGUACAUGGUGCAUGGAAUUAUAGGCGUAUAACCAAACUCAUCCUCUAUUCCUUCUAUAAAAAUGUCUGCCUCUAUGUCAUAGAGCUGUGGUUUGCCAUCUAUUCAGGGUGGUCGGGUCAAAUCUUGUUCGAAAGGUGGACAAUUGGUCUGUAUAAUGUGGUGUUCACCGCCCUGCCACCCUUUGCCAUUGGCAUUUUUGAAAAGGUCUGCUCUGCGGAGACCAUGCUGAAAUAUCCCCUGCUCUAUAAACCCUCACAAAAUGCCAAACUCUUCAAUGUCCAGGUAUUUUGGGUGUGGAUCAUCAAUGCCCUGCUGCAUUCGAUAAUACUCUUUUGGUUGCCCCUGGGGGCUUUGGGCAGUGAAACCAUUUGGGCCAAUGGCAAAACCUCCGAUUAUCUUCUCUUGGGUAAUCAUGUCUACACCUAUGUUGUGGUCACCGUCUGUUUGAAAGCUGGUCUUUCAACAAAUUCCUGGACCUGGCUGACGCAUGCCUCCAUUUGGGGCUCCAUUGGCCUUUGGUUCCUUUUCAUUUGUAUUUAUUCGAAUUUUUGGCCUCUCCUACCCGUCGCGGCCAAUUUCCUUGGCAUGGAGCGGCAAAUCUUCACAACGCCCAUUUUCUGGUUUGGUUUACUCCUUGUACCCAUAACCACCCUACUAGUCGAUGUACUCUUCAAACUUGUACAAAAUACCGUAUUCAAAUCGUUGACCGAAGCUGUACGAGAAUCGGAAAUACGUAAACAUGAUCCCGAUGAUGUUAUGAAUGAAUCGAGAUCAUCGUUUACGGAAACGGCCAGGCUAUUGCGUAGUGUAUUUAUAAGGCGAGCGAAUACCCGCGUCGAUACGGAUGUGGAGCUGUCACAUGGUUAUGCAUUUUCACAGGAGGAAGGUGGUGCGGUCUCACAAUCGGUUAUAAUCCGUUCGUAUGAUACGAAUCUGCAAAAACCCAGUGGCAACUAGAAUCGUAAGCAGUAUUGGGCAAGACAAAGAUUUUAAUAUAAUA
Molecule: messenger RNA, 3922 nt
Organism: Musca vetustissima
Lineage: Eukaryota; Metazoa; Arthropoda; Insecta; Diptera; Muscidae
Gene: ATP8A
Product: probable phospholipid-transporting ATPase IA
Exons: 3
Coding region: 1-3879 (1292 amino acids)
Biological process (GO): phospholipid translocation
Cellular component (GO): plasma membrane
Molecular function (GO): ATP hydrolysis activity; ATPase-coupled intramembrane lipid carrier activity; magnesium ion binding
Source: RefSeq, a predicted model, not a curated record